AUCCAACAGUCAUGCCUGAUCUCACCGUCAAAGCGCCCAAGAAGGGCUCCAAGAAAGCCGUCUCUAAGACCGUCAGCAAGACCGGCAAGAAGAGGAGAAAGUCCAGGAAGGAGAGCUACGCCAUCUACGUGUACAAGGUGAUGAAGCAGGUCCACCCCGAUACCGGUAUCUCCUCCAAGGCCAUGGGCAUCAUGAACUGCUUCGUGAGCGACAUCUUUGAGCGCAUCGCCGGUGAGGCCUCUCGUCUGGCUCACUACAACAAGCGCUCCACCAUCACUUCCAGGGAGAUCCAGACCGCUGUCCGCCUGCUGCUGCCCGGCGAGCUGGCGAAGCACGCGGUGUCUGAGGGAACCAAGGCCGUGACCAAGUACACCAGCUCCAAGUAAAACUGCUGGAGACCAACACCACAACGGCUCUUUUAAGAGCCACACACUUCUUUUAAAGACCAAUUCCUUUUUCUGAACGUGUGAAAAUGACAGAGUAUAAAAUCAAUAUAAUCCAGAAUAACAACCAUAAAUAAACAGGCAUUUAAUAGUACAUUAUUGUAGAGCAAAGAUAACAAUUCCCAUAUUCUAAAUCCAUUUCUUAGGAUUCCUGAUGCUCGCAGACUAUAAUGUUAUGCUCCACUUCGAGACUAAACACUAGUUUCAGUGAGUCAGGCUAUAGGAGAUCUCUCUGUUGCACUCCCUGAGUACUUCUACACUGUUUUGAGAACUAAGAGACCAAACACACCAGUUACAAAGCCUGUAACCAAUUAGUAACAAAACAAACAUUAACAUGGACUGGUUCUUCCACAAAAUACACAUGGUGCCUUGGUGAAAUAUAAACAUGUAUAUGAGGCCUCAUAGUCACUAACGUGUGAAAAGCGUUCAUACAGUUGGGUUUAUACGGGGUGAUUUCUGUAAACAUACUUCCUGACAGUUCAAUGAAACAGCUUUGAUGUGAUAUAAUAAAACAUUUCAGCAUCUGCUGCUACAGAAGUACAGAGAAAGAACCAAGUCGUUAUGUACACGUUAAUCUACCACAGUGGUUCUCAAAUGGGGGUACGUGAUGGACCAUUUUGUUACAAUUGUGUUGGGGCACAACAGAAAAAGUUUGAGAACCACUGACUUAGCCCAACAAAAAUAUUGUGUGAAAUAAAUUAUGACUUAACAUGACUAUAAUUAAAUGUAAAAAUCAAUGACAAAAACAAUGAAAUAACAUAUUACGCCGUAUUAACGGAAACACCGCAGCCUUGAGAGGUCCUUCCGCAUGUAACGACGGACGUUGUGCAGUUGGCUGCAGCAGAAUGGGAGAUUAGCCACGGACAGA
Messenger RNA from Cyclopterus lumpus (lumpfish), 1311 nucleotides. Its product is annotated as histone H2B 1.2-like. The transcript has a single exon. Gene Ontology annotation, molecular function: protein heterodimerization activity; structural constituent of chromatin; DNA binding. Gene Ontology annotation, cellular component: nucleosome. The record is from RefSeq and is a predicted model, not a curated record. The coding region runs from base 12 to 386 and encodes 124 amino acids. NCBI's taxonomy places the organism in Eukaryota, Metazoa, Chordata, Actinopteri, Perciformes, Cyclopteridae.